AUGCUCACGAGCCAGGUUGCAUCCCUAGCGCACGCGCAGUGGGCGGAUUUGCUCUACCCGAAUGCAACGUCGUCGCUCAACGUCUCGUCGUCGACAAUUGAGAAGCAGCCGUCGGCGACCAAGCCCCUUGCGACACCCGUCAGCACCAAGACGGCAACUCCUUUGGCGACGCCGUCGCCACUCUCCUAA
This is a messenger RNA of Saprolegnia diclina VS20, 189 nucleotides long. RefSeq lists its product as hypothetical. Bases 1 to 189 code for a protein of 62 amino acids. The transcript has 2 exons. The record is from RefSeq and is a predicted model, not a curated record. NCBI's taxonomy places the organism in Eukaryota, Oomycota, Saprolegniomycetes, Saprolegniales, Saprolegniaceae.